AUGAAAGGAUCGUACGUCUCUGUCGAACGUCUGGUGCGCAAUGAUAUAGAGGAGGGCGAGCUUGCUAUUCUACUCGAAAAGGGCCAUAUAGCCUGCUUGGAGCCUUCCCCAGAUGUGUCCCCUAGUCUUCUUCGCCAGACUGUUACACCCAGAACUCUGGCAAAAGCCAACGCCCAAUGGCGCCAGAUUACGAAGAAGGAAAACUAUGGUGAGGCACAUUUAAAAUGGGCCUUGAAGCGUUCACGUGAACAGUGUGGAAAGCUAGGAGCGAAAUAUCCCCAUGAGUGCUAUUUGAGCUGA
Eimeria tenella is the source of this 300-nucleotide messenger RNA. RefSeq lists its product as uncharacterized. The coding region runs from base 1 to 300 and encodes 99 amino acids. The transcript has a single exon. Lineage: Eukaryota; Apicomplexa; Conoidasida; Eucoccidiorida; Eimeriidae. The record is from RefSeq and is a predicted model, not a curated record.